UCUAAAAAUCCAAUUUUAUAAAAAUGACACUCAAAGAAAAAAUGUUUUCAAAGGACAAAUUUGAACGACCACUUCGUGGAAUUAAUGCUGUUUUGUUAGGACCACCUGGUAGUGGAAAAGGCACACAAGCACCAAUAUUAAAAGAAAGAUAUUGUGUUUGUCACUUAUCAACUGGCGAUAUGUUAAGAGCAGAAAUUCAGUCAGAGUCUAUACUUGGUAGACAAGUUAAGAAAGUUAUGGAUGAUGGUAAAUUAGUUGAUGAUGAUUUAGUUGUUAAUAUGAUUGAUAAAAAUCUUGAUAAGCCUGAGUGUAAACGUGGUUUCCUUUUAGAUGGUUUUCCACGAACUGUAAUUCAAGCAGAAAAGUUAGACGAAAUGCUUGAAAAGAGAAAAACUAAACUAGAUGCUGUGAUUGAAUUUGGAAUCGAUGAUAGUUUAUUAAUUAAAAGAAUUACUGGACGUUUAAUUCAUCCCAGUAGUGGAAGAUCAUAUCAUGAAGAAUUUGCACCCCCAAAAGUUUUUAUGAAAGAUGAUAUAACUGGUGAAACAUUAAUAAAAAGAUCUGAUGAUAAUAUUGAAGCACUUAAUAAACGUCUUACUUCUUACCAUUCUCAAACACAACCACUUGUUCAUUACUAUGGUAUUAGAGGUAUUCAUAAUUAUGUCAAUGCUGCAAAAUCUUGUGAACAAGUAUUCAAAGAUAUUGAUUGUAUAUUUCAUAAAGCAAUUCAAGAAGACCAAAAAAAAAACUUUUUUAGUAGAUCACUCGGUGGUCAGGAGACCAAGGUGGUUGGAUUAGACCAUACCAUCGUUUUACUGAUGGAAAGGGGGGAGGGUAUGAUUGUAGGAAUUGUUGAGCUCGUCAUGAUCCUGACAGUUGGCAGAGAAACUGCAGGCGCCGUCCGGGUGUGCAAGAGACUGUUUAACCAAAAGAAAUUUCUAAAUAUUCUCUGCAAAGACACUCUUAACUUUCUUCGUCUACCUCCAGAGAUCCUCUAA
Messenger RNA from Ceratosolen solmsi marchali, 998 nucleotides. RefSeq names its product Adenylate kinase 2 (gene Ak2). The transcript has 7 exons. NCBI's taxonomy places the organism in Eukaryota, Metazoa, Arthropoda, Insecta, Hymenoptera, Agaonidae. Gene Ontology annotation, biological process: ADP biosynthetic process. Bases 24 to 998 code for a protein of 324 amino acids. The record is from RefSeq and is a predicted model, not a curated record. Gene Ontology annotation, molecular function: AMP kinase activity; ATP binding.